Molecule: messenger RNA, 2832 nt
Organism: Naegleria fowleri
Lineage: Eukaryota; Heterolobosea; Eutetramitea; Acrasida; Naegleriidae
Exons: 7
Coding region: 1-2832 (943 amino acids)
Biological process (GO): protein dephosphorylation
Cellular component (GO): cytosol
Molecular function (GO): phosphatidylinositol-3,4,5-trisphosphate 3-phosphatase activity; protein tyrosine phosphatase activity; protein binding
Source: RefSeq, a predicted model, not a curated record
AUGAACAAGCUUCGUUCCGUCGUUUCAAAGAAGAAGCAACGUUACCAAAAAGAAGGCUUUGAUUUGGAUCUCACCUAUAUCAGUGAUCGAGUCAUCAGUAUGGGUUUUCCAUCCACAGGUGCCGAAAGUCUCUACAGAAAUCCAUUGGAAGAAGUUCAAUCAUUUUUCCAAUCCAAACAUGAUGACCACUACAAGAUUUAUAAUUUAUGUGCUGAGAAGAAUUAUGAUCCGAGUGUUUUUUCGAAUCGAGUGGCUAGAUUUCCUUUUGAAGAUCACAAUGCACCACACUUUUCAUUGAUAUUAGAUUUUUGUGAAGAUGCUUCUCGCUACUUGAUGGAAGAUAAACGAAAUACUUGUGCGGUGCACUGCAAAGCCGGAAAAGGAAGAACGGGUACAAUGGUUUCAGCUCUCAUGCUCUAUUUAAAUGCUGCCAGUUCAGCGAGUGAAGCAACGGAAUUAUUUGGUAGAAUUAGAUGUAAUGACUCUAAAGGUGUCACCAUUCCGAGUCAGAGAAGAUAUGUGACAUACUUUGAGGAAUGUGUGAUUCGGAAAGGAAUGCGAUUCCCAGUGAAGGAUGCAAAAGUAGUAUUGAAAGCAGUUCACAUGAGUUCUGUACCUCACUUUGAUCGAGAUGAGGGAAGUGAUCCAUAUUUUAUUAUUCAUCAACCCAUCUAUAACAGAGAAGAUUUGGACAAUUAUCAUAUGGAAAAAUUGUAUGAUUAUUCGCAAAAUGAAAAAAUCAAACACUACAAGAAGGGAGAAGAAGUAUGGCUCAAGAACAUCAAUGUUGAAAUGGCAGGAGAUUUUAGGAUUACUUUCUAUGACAUGGACAAAGUCGGAAAGGAUGACAAAAUGUUUGUGUGUUGGUUAAAUACCAAUUUCCUUCAUCUUCAUCAACCUUACAAUACUUCUUCUCCAAAUUCAAUUCCACACAAAAAGAUGCUUGGACCUAAUGACAUUGUGGUACGAGUUCCUAAAGUGGAAUUAGACAAAGCUGUCAAAGACAAGAAACACCAAGCAUUUGAUGCUGAUUUCUUCAUUGAUUUGAUAUUUGAGGUGAAAGAACCAACCGUUUAUUCUGAACCUCGUAAAUUUGUCUAUGACUCACCAGAAGUUGGAAAGGCCUUAUUUGGCGAAAUUCAACAAUAUGCUAAAACUGAAGCAUCCAGCAAGGAAAAGGAAAAAGCAAGAAAACAAUACGAACAAGGAAGAGAAUUCUUUUCCAUCAAACAAUAUGCCAAUGCCGUGACAUGUUUUUCAAAUGCUAUUUUAAUUGAUGGUACUUUUGAAGAAGCGUACAUGUCAAGAGGUUUGGCCAACAUGAAUCUGAAACGUUUUGGUGAGGCCAUUUAUGAUUUCACAUCCGUCUUGAAUAUUUUAUCGAAAGGAACGACAAGUUUAGGAGAAGACCUUCCCAUUCAAGAUUCCAUCAUGAUCACAUUAAGAGCAUACCAUUCACGUGGUAAAUGUCAUGCCAAAAUGCAAGAUUAUGAAGCUGCUCUGAAAGAUUUUGACAGUGCUGCUUCCAUUCUUGGACACGCUCAACAAUUGGGAAGUGAAGCAUCUUCAAAUGCCAAUGGAUCCACUCCUUUUUUAGAUUCUCUCUAUCAAUCAUUCUUUAGAGUCUAUUUGGAUCGAGGUCUCAUUAAUGAUUCACUUCAAAAGUAUUCCGAUUGCAUUAUUGAUUAUACAAACUUUAUCAAAUAUAUGGAUCCUUUGAGUCAUUCACUUCAUGCCAAAUUAAGAGAAGGAAAAAUCAGUGGUGUGAAAUAUGAACAAUAUUUAUUUGAAAUGUUCCAAGCAUUUUGCAAUAAGGCCAUUGCGAUUGGAAAAAUUGAGGACUAUCCCAACAAGGAUGCACAAAUAUUUAAUGAUUUAUCCAAAGCCAUUGAAUAUAUUGAAAAGAUGUCUGAUCCUGCAGCCAGUUCAGAAGCUCAAAAUUUUGCUCAAGUUUAUUUAUCAAGAGCUCAGAGACAAACCGAUAAGGAAGCUGCCAUUAAUGACUAUUUAAAGUGUUUACUCUAUGACAAGAAUAAUAAGAAGGCAAACAAACAAUUGGCUGUAUUAUUAUAUGAACAAAAGAAUUAUCGAAGAGCCAUUCUCUUCUUUAACAAACUCAUUAAGGAUGAUCCUCAAAAUUCAAAAACCAUCACCAAUCGAGCCAUUUGUUACAUGAAAUUGGAACAAUACGAUAAGGCCAUUGAAGAUUUCAUGCUUGCCCAAAACAUCUCUCCAGAGAACAUGAAUCUCUAUGUUCAAUGUGCUCGAUGUUUCAGAAAGAAACAUGAAAUUGCUCAAGAAGGUGGAAGUAGCACUCAAAUUCCACAAUCUGAAAUUGAUGAAUGUGAACGACAAUAUUCCACAGUCAUUGAUCAUAUUGUCAAGCAAAAGAAGAAAGCUGGAGAUUCAGCACUGUCACCUUCUUCGUCUUCAUCAUCUCCUUCCACUCCUUCUUCAUCUGCAGUAAUGAAAGAUGAUGAUUUAAAAACUCUCUAUUUUGAAAGAGGAAUGAAUCGACUUGUUGCUAAGAGAUUUGACAAUGCACUUCUCGAUUUUAGUUUAUGUUUAGAAUUGGAUCCUAAUCAUGUAUUGGCUCUCUAUCAACGAGCAUACACUCGUCAAAAACAUUUCAAACAAUACGAUCGAGCCAUUACAGACUAUGAACAUGUAUUGAGUUUAAAUAGUGGAGAUUUAAGAGCUCGUCUCGAAAAGGGAUGUUGUUUGUAUUAUUUAAAGAAGGACCAAGAGGCCAUGAUGGAAUGGCAAAUGGUGUUAAAGAAAGACCCAAACAAUGAGGCUGCCAAGAUUUAUCUCGCUCAAUUAAUGAAGUAA